Messenger RNA from Rosa chinensis, 864 nucleotides. RefSeq lists its product as uncharacterized. The record is from RefSeq and is a predicted model, not a curated record. The coding region runs from base 120 to 593 and encodes 157 amino acids. The transcript is spliced from 5 exons. Lineage: Eukaryota; Viridiplantae; Streptophyta; Magnoliopsida; Rosales; Rosaceae.
UUCCUCGAUCUCCGCUCCUCCUUAUCACCCCCACCCCUGUCCGAGUUGGUUUUCGAAAUCGCAAAGUCUCCUCCUCGAGUGUCCGAAGCGGCGUCGUUUUGGUCUCUCCCCGUACAGACAUGGCCUUCGUUUCUUCCGCUGGGAGACUCCUUUUCGCCUCCGUCUUCCUUCUCUCCGCUUGGCAAGAGUUCAAUGAAUUUGGUUCGGAUGGGGGAGCUGCAGCUAAGUAUUUGAGACCAAAGCUCGAUGUUUUCUCGAGCCAUCUGUUAGCUCAUACCGGUGUGCAAGUGCCCAAGCAAGUUGAGAUUAAGCAUUUAGUGGCGGCGGCGAUUGUCUUGAAGGGUGUCGGGGGUGUUCUUUUCAUCUUUGGAAGUACUCUUGGAGCUGUUCUGCUGCUUCUGCAUCAGGCCAUUGCAACUCCUAUAUUGUAUGACUUCUACAACUAUGAUGCGGAGAAAAAAGAAUUCAAUCAACUUUUCCUCAAGUUUACCCAGAAUUUGGCCUUGUUUGGGGCUCUGCUCUUUUUCAUAAGCAUGAAGAUAUCAAUGCCAAAGAGACUCAGGAAAAGAGCUCCCAAAGCUAAAACUACAUGAGGAUUGAGGAGGGACCUUAGAUGAUGUGAGGGUUUAGUUUCUGACUUCACCUGACUGUUCGCAAGGAACUAGUUUUGCAUGCCUUUAUCUGUCUGUAUCUGGGUUUUUCUUUUCACAAGUUUUAGGAAAAAAAAAAAAAUAGGGAAAGAAGGCUUAUUGUGUAUUUUGAGGGGCUGAUGUUUUAUGUUCUUUUGAGCCAGUUUGUGAACCUCAGAAAGUUACAGUAUUAAUUAAUAUCAUGCCUUGUUUGAGUUCUUCAAUUAACUAGCCA